Meriones unguiculatus (Mongolian gerbil) is the source of this 3392-nucleotide messenger RNA. Its product is annotated as cytosolic beta-glucosidase. The record is from RefSeq and is a predicted model, not a curated record. Lineage: Eukaryota; Metazoa; Chordata; Mammalia; Rodentia; Muridae. Gene Ontology annotation, biological process: carbohydrate metabolic process. Gene Ontology annotation, molecular function: hydrolase activity, hydrolyzing O-glycosyl compounds. The transcript has 7 exons. Bases 128 to 1405 code for a protein of 425 amino acids.
UUACUUCCACUUGUGUUUGCGCUCUGAGACUUUGGUCUGGGGUAAAAGGUCUUCACAGCUGCUCAGCUCCUCUGGCUGAACUCCUGAAAUCCUGUUAGUGGAGGGUGACACAUCUACCUCUACAGCCAUGGCUUUCCCUGUGGGGUUUGGAUGGGGAGCAGCCACUGCCGCUUAUCAGGUGGAAGGAGGCUGGGAUGCAGAUGGAAGAGGCCCUUGUGUCUGGGACACAUUCACCCAUCAGGGAGGCGAGCGAGUGUUUGAGAACCAGACCGGCGAUGUAGCUUGUGGCAGCUACACUCUGUGGGAAGAAGAUUUGAAAUGUAUCAAACAGCUUGGAUUGACUCAUUACCGCUUCUCUCUUUCCUGGUCACGUCUGUUACCUGAUGGGACGACAGGUUUCGUCAACCAGAAAGGAAUCGACUAUUACAACAAGAUCAUAGACGAUUUGUUAGGGAAUGGAGUGACACCGAUAGUGGCCAUAUAUCAUUUCGAUUUGCCUCAGGCUUUAGAAGACCUAGGAGGUUGGUUGUCAGAAGCAAUUGUUGAAACCUUUGACAAAUAUGCUCAGUUUUGCUUCAGGACCUUUGGAGACCGUGUGAAACGGUGGCUCACCAUAAACGAGCCAAAUAUUCUUGCUCUUUUGGCCUAUGACAUGGGAAUCUUUGCUCCUGGCAUGCCUCACUUUGGGGUUGGGGGAUAUCAAGCAGCUCAUAAUUUGAUUAAGGCUCAUGCCAGAUCUUGGCACAGCUAUGAUUCUUUAUUCCGAAAAGAACAGAAGUGUUUAGUGUCCCUAUCAUUAUUUUGUUGCUGGUUAGAACCAGCAGAUCCCAACUCAGAGCUUGACCAGGAAGCAACAAAGAGGGCCAUCAAUUUCCAGUUUGAUUUUUUUGCUAAACCUAUAUUUAUUGAUGGUGAUUAUCCUGAAGUUGUCAAGUCCCAGGUUGCCUCCAUGAGUAAAAAGCAAGGCUAUUCAUCAUCAAGGCUUCCAGAAUUCACAGAAGAAGAGAAGAAAAUGAUCAAAGGCACUGCUGAUUUCUUUGCUGUUCAAUAUUAUACAACUCGCUUAGUCAGGCACCAGGAGAAUAAGAAGAGAGAACUCAGCUUCCUUCAGGAUGUGGAGAUUGAAUUUUUUCCCAAUCCAUCUUGGAAAAAUGUAGGUUGGAUCUACGUGGUGCCAUGGGGAAUAAGAAAACUACUGACGUACAUUAAGGAUACAUAUAAUAACCCUGUAAUUUACAUCACCGAGAAUGGGUUUCCCCAGGGUGACCCCCCAUCUCUUGAUGACACUCAACGUUGGGAGUAUUUCAGACAGACAUUUCAGGAACUAUUUAAAGGGAAGACCUUCACAGUAGUCACUGGAUCUUUAGAGAAAGGAGAAGCAGCCAGUGUGCCAGGUUUCCUGUAGCAUCCUACUCAGGUUCCGGUUGUUGCAGCUUCUCCUGGACUUCUCUGUUGGACUGCAGAUAACUAUCUCGUUACUUUGUUCCUUAUAUAGCCUUUCUUCUGUUCAUGUCCAAUUAUCUUCCUCUCUCCCUUCUUUCCUCCCUCUCCCCCUUGUCCUAUCUAUUUUUUCAGUAUUUGUUCUGUAUUAUCCCAAAGAAUGACCAUAGAAGAAAAAAACCCAGAAACUAAGUGUUGGCUGAGCGUUAUGCUGGGGUUCAUACUCUCUCAUGUGACCUUUACAAUAAAUUUAGUAGUAGAGCUCAGUGUCUUCACUGGCACGUAAGAAGCCAAAGUUUCCCUUCAGCUAGCAGUGUUUCCCUCGACAAGAUAGUCUGCUUCAGAUUUUUGGGUUACUAAUUCAUAAAAGUAGUCAAAGUUGUCUCUGUGCCUUAGCCUCUGUAAAUUUGGCCACUGUAUAUUCCCAUGGCCCUUGUAACAACUAAGAACUCUGCGAGUUUGUGCGUGUUAUCAAUUGGCUUCUUUUCCUUAGUUAUUUUCUAUACCUGUUUGAUUAUCUUUGAUUAUCCAGUAUGAUUACUUUUAAGUGUUUAUAAUAACAAUUGAAACAUUGGUGCCUUCAUCCAAAGUAUUUGAGUGCUUCCAUGUGCUUGGGGUACUGUCAAUGUAAAUUUAUCUGAGAGUCAGAUUUAAUUCUUGAUGACAAAUAAGAGACAACAUUUCCAAAUGUUAAGUCCUGACACUGUCACUGUAAUCCCUAAUAAGGUGUAUCCUACUUAGGUGUCUAUUGCUGUAAAGUGAUACCAUGACCAUAGCAACUAUUAUAAAGGAAAACAGUUAUUUGUGAUUGUCUUAUAGUUCAUGGCUUAGUCCAUUAUCAUCAUGACAAAAAGCAUGGUGACAUGCAGGCACACAUGGUGCUGGAAGGAGCUGACAGUUCUACAUCUGGAUCAACAGGCAGCAGGAAGAGAGAGUGAGCCACUAGACUUGACCUGAAAGCCUGAAAGACUUUCUGAAACCCCAAAGCCCACGACCAGUGAUACAGUACCUCUAAUAAGGCCACACCUAUUCCAACAAGGCCUCAUGUCCUAAUGCUUUCAAAUAAUGCCGCUCCCAAUUAGCCUAUGGGGCCUAUUUUCAUUUAAACUACCACAUUAUGGUCAUAGCUUUUAGUGUGUGGGAUUGCAGUGCUAGGCAUUUCCUGGACUUUCAGAAAAUAAAAUGAAACAAUUUUCAGAUUUCCUAACAUUGAAACAUUCCAUCAGAUAAAAGUAGCUGACAGAAGUUAGGAUGGUGAUACUUUCUUGAUUCUUGUAUCCAUUUGCUUAGAAACUUUUUUUUUUUUUCAUCCUCCCACUUUUAAGGUCCAUUUUGUUUCCUCAUCUACUCAGCCCUGGCCUGUGUCUUUUGAUUGGAGUGCAGAAGCCAUUGAUAUUUAGAAUUAUUAUUGAAAGGUGUCUGUGUAGUGAAGUCUUUUUAUUUUUUGGUUUAUGUUUUUAGUUGUAGCAUUUUUUUAUAUUAAACUAUAGCUUCAUUUGUGUUUUUUUUUCAGAGAUUCUCUUGCCACAUUUAUUUUUAUCUUCAGUUUGAAGAAUUUUGUUCAGUAUUCUGUUUAGUGUUCUUUUCUUUUCUUUUUUUUUUCUUUUUCUAUUUGGAUCACAGGAAGUUUUUUUUGUUGUUGUUGUUGUUUUUUUUUUUUUCUUUUUUUUUCUCCUGCAACUAUGGCAGAUAUUUUUCCUGCAUAUAGUAGUCUAGGUUGGCCAUAAUUAACUUUUACAAAUUAAAAUUCAUUGUUUCAUACUCUUCUGGCUUUCAGAGUUUCCAGAUCAGCUACUGUACUGGUGGGCUUUCCUUCCAUAUGUGACUUAAUUUUUUUCUUUUUUUUAUACUUUCUUCUAUAUGUGACAUAUUUUUCUCUUGCACCUGUAUUUUACAUUGUGCUGUAUAUAUAAUCUUUUAAAUAUCAUAUAUAUGAUGGAGCUUUCUUUAUU